GUUUUUCAUUUUGUCUUGUCACCUGAUUUUCAGAUGAACACAUCUCAAGUGAAAAUGGCUAAGCUUCUUGGCAUGACACUGGGAAAAGAGCACCCACGCAACCUGAUUCCAGAACUCUGCAAGCAAUUCUAUCAUUUAGGCUGGGUAACCGGGACUGGUGGAGGCAUCAGCCUCAAAUAUGGGGGUGAAAUCUAUAUUGCUCCAUCAGGUGUUCAGAAGGAGAGGAUCCAGCCUGAUGAUUUGUUUGUCUGUGACAUAAAAGAACGUUACAUCUCUGGCCCUCCACUCUCAAAGAAGCUGAAGAAAAGUCAGUGCACCCCUCUUUUUAUGAAUGCUUACACCAUGCGAGGAUCUGGAGCAGUAAUACACACGCACUCUAAAGCUGCUGUCAUGGUAACGCUUCUCUUCCCGGGAAAGGAAUUUCAAAUUACUCAUCAAGAAAUGAUUAAAGGAAUCAGGAAAUGUACGUCUGGAGGCUGCUACAGGUAUGAUGACCUGCUGGUGGUCCCUAUCAUAGAGAAUACACCAGAGGAAAAGGAUCUGAAGGACCGGAUGGCACGUGCCAUGGAGGAGUACCCAGAUUCCUGUGCUGUACUGGUUCGGCGCCAUGGCAUCUAUGUAUGGGGGGAGACGUGGCAAAAUGCUAAAACAAUGUGUGAGUGCUAUGAUUAUCUGUUUGACAUAGCUAUACAAAUGAAACAGUGUGGCCUUGACCCAUCUCGCCAGCCAGUGGAAGAAAGGGGCAUUAUCUAAGGUGACUCCAUCAGGCAAUACCUUUGGUCCAUUGCAGAGCUCCACUGUAAAUCCGAAGGCCUGUGCUCAUGAUGGAACUAUCUUUGAUCACUGACUACUACAUGAACUUUACAACCCGGCUGACAAUAUGAACGGAGCUUAACUACAGCACAAGUGAAUAGUCACAUUGAUGUCAGAUAUCCAUGUGCAGAUAGUUUUAUGCAACCUACUCCAUGGUCUCUUAAUCGCUAACAUUAGGACUCAACAAAAUUGAGUAUUUUGUUGUUAAAUCAAGUUCAAAGACUGUGCUCUGGUGUAAGUGGCCACAAAACUGCUAUUAGGCACAUUAACCCCAAGCCCUGUAUAUUUAAAUAUGAUGCAGGUCAAUCAUGAGAGAAAGUAGUCAGUCACUUCUUUAGUCUUAUAAGUACUUUUCUCCAGGUAAUUUUAACCUGGAACAUAGCUUAGUUGUAAUGCUAUUGCAUAGUAAACCAGUCUAAUUCUCAGGCUAAUUUUCUGGAAGAAAACAAGAAUCAGAUGUCAUAGCAGUUGGUGGAAUUUACCUUCAAUCAAUUCAUAUCUCAGUGGCGGUGACAUGAAACUAUCAGACUGUCAUGAAAUCCUGUCUGUUUCUUUACCAUCCUUAUCUCGCCUGGCCUACAUCUGUCUACAGAUGGACAGCAAUAUGGUCACCUCAUAACUGUCCUCUGAAAUGGCAUAAAAAGCCACUAAAUUAUAUGGAAUCACUGCAGAAAAGUUGAAGAAUAAAAUCAGCUCAAUAUCAACCUAGACUGUGAAAAUUAUAAAUGCACACCAUUCCCAGUCAAGCGUUAGUAGUCCUCGCCAUUAACUUGAGGCCUGCGCCAAAAUUGAGAGAGCUGUCCCACAGCCUAACCAAGCAAUAGGUUGGCAGUCAUACUCACAGAAUUAUCCCUUAUAGAAACUGUCAGAGACUCUUCCAUCACCAUCCCUGGCAUUCCAGUGGCCAAACAGACCCAGCAGGGAUAGCAGGUUUAUAGCCACGACAGAUUUGAUUUGGGAGACCUCAACAUUAGCUUCAGAGCCCAUGACAUCUCAUGGAGUCAGAUCAAACAUGGGCAAGGAAAGAAAAACUUCUCCUGAUUAUCACCUAUCUGUGUAUCGACAAGAGUGACUGAGCUGGUCAAGUCCUAAAAGACAUCUGUACCAAACUGGACUUGCAACAGGUGGUCAAACAACCAACAAGAUGGAAAAACCUACUUAGAGUCGUAGAAUCCUGACAGUGUAGAAGCAGGCCAUUCAGCCCAUCGAGUCCAUACCAAAUCUCUGAAGAGCAUCCCACAUAGACCCACCCCUUCCACCCUAACCCUCUAAACCCUUAAUUUCCUAUGCCUAACCCAACUAGCCUCCACAUCCCUGGACACUAUGGGCAAUUUAACGUGGCCAAUCCACCUAACCAAUCCACGUCUUUGGACUGUGGGAGGAAACCGGAGCACCCGGAAUAAACCCACACAGACACGGGGAGAAUGUGGAAACUCCACACAGUCACCCAAAUGCUGGAAUAAAACCCAGGCCCCUGGUGCUGUGAGGCAGCAGUGCUAAUCACUGAGCCAACAUGCUGCCCCUUUACCUCACAUUCAUCAAUUUACCUGUCACAGAUGCAACUAUCAGUGCAACGCACGGUCUUUGUGGAGACAGAGGUCCCACCUUCACCAGACUUGUUUCAAGAAUGGUGGGACUGGACUAUGAAGAAAAAUUGGGAAAAUGAAACUGUCUACUCUAGCAUUUUGAAGUGUUAGGAGGUGAUCCUGUUGAAACUUAAGAAGGCUAGACUCAGUAGAUGCAAGUAAGAUGUUUCCCCUGGUUGGCGAAUCUAGAACCAGGGAGCACCAAUUAAAAAAAGGGGAGUGCCACUUAAGUCUGAGCUGAGCAAAAUCUGUUUUACUCAGAGGGUUGUGAGCCUUUGGAAUUCUCUACCACAGACGUCUGGGGAAGCUCAGUCUUUGAGUAUGUUUAGGUAGAGAUCCAUAGAUUUCUGAUUACCAGUGACAUCCAGGAGUAUGGAAUGGCUUGAGUAAAAGACAUUCCAGUGUUUGAUCACCCAUGAUUGUAUUGAAUGGUGGUGCGGGCUUGACAAGCUAAAUAAUCCAUUUCUGUUCCUGUGCUUUACAGUAAAUGAGCACUUAAAUGGUGCUAAAUGCGUUAGAUUUUGAGCAUGUAUAGCUCAAAACUGGGUACAACUGGAUACACUGCAGCAAAAGCAGAUUCAUUCAACCAUAUCAAUAAGCGUGGUUCAGUAAGGAGUGUGGGUGAUCAUACCAGGAGUGGCACCAGGCCUACCUAAACUGAGGUGCCAACUUAGUGAAGCUACACAUGUGCCUGUAUGCAGAACAGCAAAAACUCCCUGCUAUUGGCAGAGAUAAUUGAUCAACGACUGCUGUAUAUGUACGCUAUGCAAUCCUGCCACAUCAAGUUGCCAGUCAGUGGACAAUUAAAAUGCCUAUCCAGAGAGUCAGAGGCUCCACAAAUAUCCCAAUCCUCAGUGAUGAGCAAGCCCAGGAUGUCAGUGCAAAAGACAAAGCUGAAGCAUUGCAGUCUUCAAUACCUUUGCCUAAGAUCCCAGUAUCACAAAUGUCAAUCUGUGUAUGGGGGCUGUCCCAAGUUAUUUGCAGAUCUAGCCGAACAGUUCCAAACCUAUUAUCCUAAUGUAGAUAGUGUGUAAUAUUUGCACGGGUAUGUCCAUGCAGAAAAAGCAGGAUAAAUCCAAUCUGGCUAACUACUCUCCCAUCAGUCUAAAGAUGGAGAGAGUUGUGAACAGUAUUAUUAACAAUAACCUGCUCAUCGGUGUUCACUUUGAAUUCUACCAGGGCACUUAGCUCCAGACCUCAUUACAACCUUGGUGCAAACAUGGACAGAAAGCUAAGUCCUUGACAUCAAAGCAACAUUGACUGAGUGAGGCAUCAUGGUGUUUUGGUUAAAUUGACAUUGAUGGGAAUGAGAGGGAGAAAUCUUUGCUGGUUGGAGUCAUACACUCACCCAGUGAAACAUGGUUGUGGUGGUUGGAGGACAAUCAUCUCAGUCCCAGGACUUCACUUUCAGAGUGGUGUCCUUGACCCAACCAACUUCAGCUGCUUCAUCAAUAACCAUCCUUCCCCCAUAAGGUCAGAAGUGAAGAUGUUCUCCGAUUAUUGCAAUAUUUAGCACCGUUCACAACUGCUCAGGCAUUGAAACAGUCUGUGCAAGCAUGUAGCAAGACCUGGACAACAUUCAACUUAGGCUCAUAAUUGGUAACGUACUCAUCACGCAGGUACCAGGAAAUAAUCACCUCUAACAAAAGAGAAUCUAAUUAUUUUCCCUCAACAUUCAAUAGUAUUUCCAGUACUGAAUCCCCCAGUAUCCGAAUGCCAGAAUUGCCAUUGAGCAUAAACUGUACUGGACCAGAAGAAUAUAUAUACUGUUGUUACAAAAACCUUUGAUUCUCCAAAUGAGUCUCCAGAUCCUGUCCACCAUCUACAAGUUAGGGCUGUGAUGGAAUGCUCUUCAUUUAUCUGGAUGAGCUGCAUCUUCAACAAUCUCAAAAAAACCUAACAUCAUCCAGGAUGAAGCAACCCAUUAAUUAGCACCCUGACCACGGCAACUCAUGGUGGCAAUGGAGUGUAUUUUCUACAAGUGUCACUGCAGCAAUUUGCUAAGUCGCCUUUGACAGCACCUCCGAAAACCAUAACAUUUGCCACCUAAAAUGACUAGAGCAGCAGAUGCAUGGAACCACACUGCUGGCAAGUGCCCCUAUAACCCACCAAUCAUCCUACUUGGGACUGUUUCGUUGUUCCUUCACUGUCCCUGGAUUAAAGUCCUGGCACUCCCUCCCUUACAGUUCUGUGGCUGUACCUACAUCCCAUAAACUGCAGUGGUUCAAGAAGGAAGCUCGCCACCUUUUCAAGAUUUGAAUAAGAAAUGUUAGAUUUGCCAGCAAUAGGGUAUAGGCCAGCAAUGAAAAAUAAAUCACUGGUUUAAUACUAAACUAUGAUGUAACUGUAAAUUCAAAUAUGGUUUCACACAUACAAAAUCUAAAUUGUUACGAUGCAUGAUGGGUGAAAUCACGUUGUUAGCCCGUACUUAAUAUCUUGAAUAUAAUUUGAAAUAAAUUUUUGAAAAUUUUGUAAAGGA
Rhincodon typus (whale shark) is the source of this 4878-nucleotide messenger RNA. RefSeq names its product APAF1 interacting protein. The record is from RefSeq and is a predicted model, not a curated record. The transcript is spliced from 7 exons. NCBI's taxonomy places the organism in Eukaryota, Metazoa, Chordata, Chondrichthyes, Orectolobiformes, Rhincodontidae. Gene Ontology annotation, cellular component: cytoplasm. Gene Ontology annotation, molecular function: metal ion binding; methylthioribulose 1-phosphate dehydratase activity. Bases 34 to 753 code for a protein of 239 amino acids.